This is a messenger RNA of Sporisorium graminicola, 2661 nucleotides long. RefSeq lists its product as uncharacterized. The record is from RefSeq and is a predicted model, not a curated record. Lineage: Eukaryota; Fungi; Basidiomycota; Ustilaginomycetes; Ustilaginales; Ustilaginaceae. Gene Ontology annotation, molecular function: sucrose:proton symporter activity. Bases 1 to 2661 code for a protein of 886 amino acids. The transcript has a single exon. Gene Ontology annotation, cellular component: membrane.
AUGCCGUCGAUAUCGUCGCAACCAUCGGCAGAGCCAAGCAGCAGCUCUCAAUCCACGUUGUUUUCCACACCAACCGGAAGCAACGUGCGCAUACAGACGCCUGAAGCGCCCGCCAGUCUCGACGAUCUGCUCAAAUCGCCCCAUAAUCCUGCGCUACAAAUCCAACAACCGAGCUCGACACUUCGAGGCGCCUCGCCUGAAGAUCAACGGCGGCGGAAUGGCUUCCAUCUGUGGCGGACCGAAUCGGAAGACGCUCGCAAGGUGAGGCUGCGUCGAGCCAUUGAAGCAGCAGAGGCACGAGCCAAUGCUCCCCCGAGUCUGACUCAGCGUAUCGGCUCCAAAGUAGGAGCUUCCGUCGACUGGAUGGCUUCGCGCGGCUUCUUGAGCCUUUACAGGCGCAAUCCCAUUCGCCUUGCUGAUGACGCGGAAGCGAUACCUCAGGAGGCCUUGACGACGCGCGAGCCCAGACUCACCCGUCUCGGCCUCAUUAUCUUGACGCUCAGUCUUGCGGGCGCUCAGCUCGCAUGGACGCUCGAGCUUGCCUAUGGUACGCCAUACCUUCUUUCGCUCGGGCUCAGCGAGGAGAGCACUAGCCUGGUGUGGCUCGCUGGACCGCUCAGUGGUCUGAUUGCGCAACCCGUCGUCGGCUCGCUCUCGGAUCAUUCGACCUCUUUGUUCCGACGUCGUAAAUACAUGAUCAUCUCGGCCUCGCUUUUGACCUUCUCUACCAUCAUGCUGGCCUACUCGGUCCCCAUCUCGACUGCGCUCGUCGACCUCUUAGGAGGCGGUCUUGCCGAUUGGGAUCCGCACCGCCACGAGCUUGUUCAUUCCACUACGCAGACCAUUUCAGUUUUGGCCUUUUGGAUCCUCGACUUUGCUCUCAACGGUCUGCAGGCCUCAUCGCGUGCACUCAUUCUCGACACCGCCCCAUCGGAGCAGCAGACUGUUGCCAAUGCGUGGCAAGGUAGGAUGACGCACGCUGGCAAUGUGGUCGGCUAUCUGUGUGGUUGGGUCGAUCUGGCCAGCUGGAGAGGACUGCAGUGGCUCGGCGGCGGUCAAUUCCGCAGAUUUGCUAUGGUCUCGCUGUUGGCCAUGAUUUCGUGCGUCAGCGUUACUGUUACGUGCAUAUCGGAAUCGCCAGUCGACCAACGCUUCUCGAAUCCCGGUCAGCAGAGACAGUCGGCGUGCUUGACGGCUUGGAGCUCCGUCAAGGCCACCAUCGACGAUGUGUGGCACGCCAUUCGCAGGCUGCCGCGGUCGGUUAGAAGGGUGUGUCUGGUGCAGCUAUUCGCUUUCAUGGGCUGGUUCCCUUUUCUGUUCUAUAGCACCACGUAUGUGUUGCAGAUCGCACAGUACGAGCGUAACCUCCAGAGGCAGAGGUACAAUGACGUGCUGCUUGGGGUAUCUUAUGCAGAGAUGACGCUGGAUACAGGCGAAGAUCAUCCGAGCUCGGAUCGCGAUGCAGAGCGGGGCUCGUUUGCCAUGCUCAUGUUUGCCAUUGUGUCGCUCGUAUCUGGAGCACUGCUGCCGUAUCUUGCUCUGGCCGGUGAGAAGCGGGAAGAGCAACAGCCGCUUGUUCCACGGCGAGCGCAAGAUGACAUUAACGAUCAAAGCUUGACCCCGCCAUUGCAGCUCGACAUUCCCGCGGACCAGGAAUCGCUGCACAGCAACCGCGGGCUGGUGCACGAUCCCGAACACGAGGAAAGGCUCUCUCGCACUAAACGCAUUGUACGCGGUCUCAAAAAAGGUCUCACGCUACGGACAUUCUGGACGCUGGCCUCGAUCACAUUUGCUGCGCUCAUGCUGGUCGGUACAGCCUGGGCGAGCACGGUGCAACAAGCCACGGUGGUGAUUGCGCUCGUCGGUGUGCCAUGGAGCAUUGCUGCUUGGGCGCCGUUUGCGAUGGUGGGCGAGUUUGUGCGCGAAGCUGAAGAUGGCGCGUCGCCGUUUGAGUUCGAAGGGGAUCACUGGAGUCCCGCACGGACGAGGGCGAGGGCGCAGGAGCGGUGGUUGCGGAAACAGCGGCGCGAGAGUCGGCUGGGCGGAUCAGAGGAUCCGGAGGAGCGGGAUGGGAGUCCGAAUGGCCGUGGGUUCAAGUAUCUUAAUGGAUCGCCUGGCCGCAGUCAGAGUGGAGAGCAGAGCGCAAGGGAUCGGAUACGCGCGUCGCUCGUUGAGUGUGCGCCGCUGCCGCAUACAUUAACAAACAGCACGGACGACUUGGAUUCGGUUGACGAGCGGCUGGAGGAGUACCGUUCAUCCUCGGACGCCGCGCAUGGCAGUGGUACUGGUGGUGCUGGGACGAUUCUGGGUAUACACAACCUGGCGAUCGUCGCGCCGCAGUUUGUGGUGGCUAUCAUCGCGUCGCUCAUCUUCAGCGCUGUGCACUCGGCGCGUGAUGGCAUUCACCUGGUGUUGGGCGAUGCGGUGAUGGUGGGGAUGGCGGAGGAAAGCGCGGUCGGCAAUCCAGCAGAGGGCACGGUUUGGGUGUUGCGAUUUGGUGGAGCUAUGGCGCUGUGCGCUGCGCUUGCGACGAGGUAUGUGCCUUUGACGCUGAGUGAGAGACGGAGACGGUAUGCGGGGCGGACGGUGGGGGACGGACUGGGGGAGGACGGGGAGAGGGAGGUGUACGAUCAGGAGGGGGAGGGGGAGAAUGUUCUUUGA